AGAGACUACCACACAAACCAUAAAGAGCCAAAAACCUUUCGCUUUCGCCGGCUCCUUUCGUAGGCCACGGCGGAGAGACUUACGAUCUCACCAACUGGUGAGUCGCAGCUUUUCUUAAACCACAAUUCGCGCGCUCUGUGAUCUGAUAUUGGAGAGAAACAAUUCACGAUGAUCGAUCAUCAGGUGACGAUGAAUCUGAACCACGGCCGACGUGGUAUGCAGUGUGCAGGCAAUGAGUUACUCGCAGCUGAGAAAAGGACUGCAGUGUACUACUAGUCUACGCACCAGGUGCUACUAAUGUUCAUUCAGUUCACAUUACAAUGCAAUUGAUUGGUAGUGAGAAAAGCAAAAAAUGAAAAAAAGAAAAGAAAAAGGAGUACCUGGAAUUCAAGCCUCAACUCUUCAAGUCCACUUAAAGUCAUCGCACCAGCUCAAGUUAGCCCCCAUAAAUUCCCAGAAAUUGGGAAGCUUCUGUAAUUUUUGUGCAGCAGUUUUGGCUAGCUAAUAGGAGUUGGGGAUUCCUUGCAAUGUCUUCGUAUUCCUUAUUAUCAUCGAAUUCCUCGGAGAAUGAUCACCCCGACGACAUGUCUUUCGAGAUCAUGGACUUCCUCACCUUCGGUGAACAUCCGCGAGAAGAGACCUCGGCUCGCGAUCAGCCCCCAUUUUGGGAGCAGAGUCAUGUUGUCCUGCAAGAGAACAGCAGCGAAGCGAGCAGAACUUCUGGUGGUGAUUGCAGCAAGCAAGUGAGUCAGAGUGCGAGAGCGAGCUCUUCGAAGGGCGGUAGAAUGAAGGUUGCAUUCAAAACUAAGUCGGAGCUUGAGGUGUUGGAUGAUGGAUACAAGUGGAGGAAGUACGGGAAGAAGAUGGUGAAGAACAGUCCCAAUCCCAGGAACUACUAUCGCUGCUCAAGCGACGGAUGCAAUGUCAAGAAAAGAGUGCAGAGAGAAAAAGAGGACUCGCGUUACGUGAUAACCACCUACGAGGGAGUACAUAACCAUCAUGCUCUUUUACCUGCCUCAGCUGAUUAUGAAGCUUCCGGGAAAGACACUUUGGCGAAUUGUUUUCAAGAAAGCCACGUCUGAAGAGAGCUCGGAGAAUGUUCUCCUGCACCGAAGCCAGUGCGUUGUCGAGGCCGUGCUUGCGAAUGCAAUUGAUGUCUCCGGUAGCAACCGAUUUGAAGAUGGUGGAUCUCACCUGAGAGAAGAAAUUAAGAAUAUAUCAGUUUCCCUCGUAUUCUGUAUGCCCACCGUGCAUCUUAUCAUACUCCGAACAACUGAAAUUCUGGUCUUUCAUAAUAACUAUUUGUCAAUUUUCUGUUGAACUAACGAAAAGGAACAGCACCAUCCAGUAGAUGUGAAAAGGAUGCUAUAAGUAACUCUAUCAGUUUAGCUGUUAAUAUACUUUUCCUUUCAUGUCGCUUUUUA
Messenger RNA from Ananas comosus (pineapple), 1424 nucleotides. Its product is annotated as probable WRKY transcription factor 75. The record is from RefSeq and is a predicted model, not a curated record. The coding region runs from base 528 to 1082 and encodes 184 amino acids. Gene Ontology annotation, biological process: regulation of DNA-templated transcription. Lineage: Eukaryota; Viridiplantae; Streptophyta; Magnoliopsida; Poales; Bromeliaceae. Gene Ontology annotation, molecular function: sequence-specific DNA binding; DNA-binding transcription factor activity. The transcript is spliced from 3 exons.